Messenger RNA from Mangifera indica (mango), 1363 nucleotides. RefSeq names its product septum-promoting GTP-binding protein 1. The record is from RefSeq and is a predicted model, not a curated record. The transcript has 6 exons. NCBI's taxonomy places the organism in Eukaryota, Viridiplantae, Streptophyta, Magnoliopsida, Sapindales, Anacardiaceae. Bases 298 to 1167 code for a protein of 289 amino acids. Gene Ontology annotation, molecular function: GTP binding; GTPase activity.
ACAUUGGACUUCAAAAUUGACCCAAAACACCAUACAACGUAGAGAGAGCCUGAGGAGGGAAGAAGCCGGCAAUUUGGACCGUUUGCGUAUCGUGAAAUACCAGUCAACCGUUAAACACCACCGCCCCCAACUGCAAGUGCCUCUUCUUUAUUGACUUCUAUCUUCUCCCUUCUCUCUCUUUCGUAUUUGUUUUUGUUAGUUAAAGCACCAAACUUUUAAUGACUAUGACACCACCACACCACCACUACCAGCAAAUCCAAAUAUAAAUACAAAAUCAAGGUUUUGCUUUUCAUUUUCAUGCCCAAAGUCAUUCAUGAAGCCACUGAAAGCAUGACUCACCUCUGCCGGAAAGUGGUCCGUGUAAAUAUCAAGUGGAGUAUACUGGACAGAGUUUCUAUUUUCCGGAGGUUUUUUCGCUUCAUUUGGGAUAGAAUUCUUGUUUGUUCUGUUGGAAAUAAUAAGCCUGAUCAUUUGGGUUACCGGAAACUCACUGGCCGGGCGUCUUCUCCGGCGCCGGAUACCGUCGAAGCUGGCCUGGAUCACCUUUCCAGGACCUCUAGUAGUGGGUCUGAAACGGAUUCCGAUUUGGUUUCUUUGAAGAUCAGCCUGUUGGGUGAUUGCCAAAUUGGAAAAACAAGCUUUGUGAUUAAGUAUGUGGGAGAUGAAGCACAGGAGAAAUGUUUAGAGAUGACAGGAUUAAAUCUGAUAGACAAAACAUUGGUGGUUCAAGGAGCUAGAAUUGCUUUCAGUAUAUGGGAUGUAGGAGGUGACAGUAGCUCUCAUGACCAUGUUCCCAUUGCUUGUAAAGAUGCAGUAGCAAUUUUGUUCAUGUUUGAUCUCACCAGCCGCUGUACACUUAACAAUAUUGUUAAAUGGUAUAAUGAAGCAAGAAAGUGGAAUCAGUUUAUUUAUAUGCAGACAGCUAUUCCCAUAAUUAUUGGCACCAAAUUUGAUGAUUUUGUGAGACUCCCACCAGAUUUGCAAUGGACCAUUGUAACCCAGGCAAGGGCAUAUACAAGGGCAAUGAAGGCGACCCUUUUCUUCUCAAGUGCCACAUAUAACAUCAAUGUCAACAAGAUCUUCAAAUUUAUAAUGGCCAAGCUGUUUAACUUGCCGUGGACGGUAGAGAGAAACUUGACCAUUGGAGAGCCAAUUAUCGAUUUCUGAGUGUAUAUAUUUUUCUAACAAUUGGCGAUUGGAGAGCCAAUUGUAGUGGGUAGUCUAAUAUAUUAUAUGUGAAGUUCUUUCAUGGGCAUAUAUUCCAAAUUCUUUCCGUUUAAAAUAUGCCUUCAACUGAAAGUCUUUCUCAAUCAAAAUUUUGACUUCAAAGACUCAAUCAAUUAACUUGGACUUUGAUGAACCA